This is a messenger RNA of Nerophis lumbriciformis (worm pipefish), 2145 nucleotides long. Lineage: Eukaryota; Metazoa; Chordata; Actinopteri; Syngnathiformes; Syngnathidae. The record is from RefSeq and is a predicted model, not a curated record.
AUGGCUCCACACAAGCACAGCUCCUCGGCCGGAGGCCACCCGGUGACCUCUUCUGGCGGCGGGACGAGGGCAAACGGACUGCACCCUGCUUCUUCGUCUUCAUCCGAAGCCAAGAAGCCCAACAUGCAGCUCAUCCAAGCCGACCACGAGUUGUUCCUUCAGGCCUUCGAGAAACCUACCCAAAUCUACCGCUUUCUGCGCACCAGAAACUUGAUAGCCCCCAUAUUCUUACACAGGAGUCUCACCUAUAUGUCGCACAGGAACUCAAGGAAGAACACAAAGAGGAAAAGCUCCAAAGUGGAUAACUUGCUCUUCCAAGUGGAAAAGAUGCGAGAUGAAAGGGAGACAUGUGGCUUGGCAUCCAAUCUUCAGCUCACCUUCACUGGCUUCUUCCACAAAUCGGGGCAACCCUCUCAAGACUCUGAGAACGAGCAGGCGACUGUGUGUUUGGAAGUACUCCUAGUCAAAGUUUGUCACAAGAAGAGGAAGGUGAGAGUCUUAAAGGGAUCCACAAAUAGAAAGACGGUGGUCCCUUCCCUGCAGGAUGUAAGCUGUCCGGUGAAGCAGGUUCCGGCAGGGAAGAAACAGGUUCCUCUCAACCCAGACUUGAAUUCCACCGCCGGCAGUUCGGUGCAUUCUGGAAGCUUUCCAAGUCUGCUGCUGCCGAGCAGCGAAUUCCAAGCCAGCAACUCGCACAUGGUCAAGUCCUACUCGCUGCUUUUCCGAGUGUCCCGACCAGGAUACGAACACGUGCCGACGUUUAACGGCGAAGUGCUGGACAGGAAGAGGCGGAGCUCCCCCCUCAAGGAGGACGGACAAAACACACUGGUGGCUCAGAUGACAGUCUUUGAUAAAAACAGACGCCUGCAGCUGCUUGAUGGCGACUACGAAGUUUCGAUGCAAGACGCGACACAGCAAAGCCUUCUCAACAACGUGACUGCCACGUGGGAAACCAUACUGGACACUAAGCACUUACCUCCUUUAGAGACCUUUAGCGACGGCCCGACUCUUCACUUCGCUCUCCGUUGGACCGACAACACGCGGGACGGUUCUACGGCGCCCGUGGCCAAACCUCUGGCUACACGCAACUCGGACACCAACCAAGAGAGCAAAGGUGCCAACGCGCCAAAAAACCCAGCGCAAGCUGUAAAAGAUAGCAUCAACGCUGACAAAGUCCACACAAGAACCAGAGAACACGUCCCGGCGGAACCUCGACCCAAACUACGCAUCUUCUACCAAUUCCAGUACAACAACAACAGUCGUCAGCAGACGGAGGCUCGAGAUGACCUUCACUGUCCUUGGUGCACUCUGAACUGUAGGAAGCUAUACAGUCUGCUCAAGCAUCUCAAACUGUCGCACUCGCGUUUCGUCUUCAACUACAUGCCUCACCCCAAAGGAGCCACUAUCCAGGUGUCCAUCAACAAGAGCUACGACGGCUCGUACACGGGGAACCCUCAGGACGUCCACGGCCAGCCAGGCUUCGCCUUCAGCCGCAACGGGCCUGUCAAGAGGGCCGCCGUCACGCACAUCCUGGUCUGCAGGCCCAAGCGCAGCAAGCCGAGCUUGUCCGAAUUCCUGGAGUGCGAGGACGGCGAGCGCGAGCGUCCCAACUCGUACGUGAGCGGACACAACAGACUAUACUUCCGCAGCGACAGCUGCGUGCCCCGUCCGCCGCAGGAGAUGGAUGUAGACAGCGAGGACGAGAGGGACCCCGAUUGGCUGAAGGAGAAGACUGUCAAGCAAAUUGAAGAUUUCACCGACGUGAACGAGGGCGAGAAGGAGAUCAUGAAGCUCUGGAACCUACACGUCAUGAAGCACGGCUUCAUCGCCGAUCACCAAAUGAACGAAGCGUGCCUGCUCUUCACUGAGCUGCACUGUGAUCACCUUGUCCGCAAGAAUCUGCGCCGCAACUUCCUGCUGCACCUGGUCAGCAUGCACGAUUUCAACCUGGUCACCACCAGAACCAUUGACCUGGCGAUGGCUAGACUACAGGCCGCCGCCCACGGGGAUGAACAACCGCAACAAGAAGACGACGACGACGAAUGGGAGACGGCUGUGGAGUCUCUAACCGAGACGGAACUCGACCUGCUACAGCAUCAGGACACCAGCAUUGGGCAGCAGAGUCAGACCACUGUUUUUAACUGA